Molecule: messenger RNA, 2581 nt
Organism: Camellia sinensis
Lineage: Eukaryota; Viridiplantae; Streptophyta; Magnoliopsida; Ericales; Theaceae
Product: inactive leucine-rich repeat receptor-like serine/threonine-protein kinase At1g60630
Biological process (GO): protein phosphorylation
Molecular function (GO): protein binding; ATP binding; protein kinase activity
Source: RefSeq, a predicted model, not a curated record
UUUGAAAUUCCAUCUGGGGUGAUCUGUGAAAACUACAGUGACUUUCACUAGCUGAUGAACUUCCCAUAAUUGUAUGUUAUUGACUCAUCCCUUUCUCUCAAAUUUGCUUUAUAGUCAAAACUUAAGUUCUUGAUAAUGACCCUAUAAUGGCCCCUUUUCCCUUUGGCUUUUCUCAACCCAUAUAAUACUCAUUUCACUGUUAUGCAUCCAUUGAUGAGAAAGUUUUGUUAGAUCUGGAGAUUUUGGAUUUAGAUAGCGAUUUGAGCAAAAGGGUACGUCAAAAAGUGGAAGAUCAAAAUGUCUCUGUUUAUGGAACCAAACUGGGUUUCAUUCAAUCCAUCAUUGAAUUGAUAGAGAAGAUUGAUAUUCAUGGACUACAACCCUCAUUCUCUCUCCUUGUCCUUGUGUGUUCUUCUUCUUGUUCUUGUUUCUGGUGUGAGAUCAGGGGAUUUUGAAUCGCUUUUGAGUUUGAGAUCUUCGAUUGAUCCUUCGAACUCGUUGCAAUGGCCAGGAAGCGAUGUGUGUAGCUGGGAAGGAAUUAAAGAGUGUAUGAAUGGAAGAGUCACGAAGCUUGUGCUUGAACACUUGAAUUUGAGUGGUAUAUUGGAUGAGAAAUCUCUGAAUCGAUUAGAUCAGAUUCGAGUUCUGAGCUUCAAAGGAAACUCCAUUAAUGGUCAAAUCCCAGACCUCUCUGGUUUACACAACCUCAAAUCACUCUUCCUCAACGACAACAACUUCUCCGGCGACUUUCCGGCCUCCGUAACCCUCCUCCACCGCCUCAAAACCAUCGUACUCUCCGGAAACCUAAUCUCCGGCGAUAUUCCAUUCUCUCUCCUCAAUCUGCGCCGACUCUACGUUCUCUACUUGGAAAACAACUUGUUCUCCGGCCAAAUCCCUCCUUUCAACCAGUCCAGCCUCCGAUUCUUCAAUGUCUCCAACAACAACCUCUCUGGCGAAAUCCCGAUCACUCCGGCACUCAUUCGCUUCAACAUCUCAUCAUUCUCCGGCAACAACAUCAAUCUCUGCGGCGAACAAAUCCACAUUUCAUGUAAUAACAGCAGCCAUGGAUUAUUAGCUCCGGGUCCAUCGACGAGUCCGGCGCCGCCGCGGUCGAACCACCACCGCCGGAGGAAAAAGAUAAUAGCGAUAAUAGCGGCGAGUGUGAGUGGAUUAUUUAUUGUAUUAUUAGUCCUCUGUUCAGUAUUUUUCUGUUUGGUUUCUAGGAAAAGGACAGAAAACAGGGGAGAAAACAGAGGCGGUAAAAUCGCUGUUGUUGGCGACGGCGGCGGCGGAGAAGUGGCAGUGGUGGAAGGGGAAGGGAGUGGCGGCGGUGGCGGUGAUAGAAAACAAGGGUUUUCGUGGGAGGGAGAGGGGUUGGGGAGCUUGGUGUUUUGCGGAGGAGGAGGGGAGGAGGAGAUGAGUUAUAGCUUGGAGGAUCUGCUGAAGGCGUCGGCGGAGACGCUGGGGAGAGGGACGAUGGGGAGUACUUACAAGGCGGUGAUGGAGACUGGGUUUAUUGUGACGGUGAAGAGGUUGAAGGAUGCUAGGUAUCCCAGACCGGAGGAGCUGCGGCGGCACAUGGAGGUGCUGGGGCGGCUCCGCCACCCCAAUAUUGUUCCGAUUAGGGCUUAUUUUCAGGCUAAGGAGGAACGCCUUCUUGUCUAUGAUUACUUCCCCAAUGGCAGCCUCUUCUCUCUCAUCCAUGGAUCAAGACCUUCAGGCGGUGGAAAGCCUCUUCACUGGACAUCGUGCCUUAAAAUAGCCGAGGACUUGGCUACCGGACUGCUUUACAUUCACCAAAACCCCAGUCUAACCCAUGGAAACCUGAAGUCCUCCAAUGUACUAUUAGGGUCAGACUUUGAGUCCUGCCUCACCGAUUACGGUCUGACCGCAUUUAAAAACCCAAAUACACUCGAAGAAUCAAGUGCUUCAUCGCUCUUCUAUCGAGCCCCUGAAUGCCGUGACCCCCGAAAGCCACCCACCCAGCAAGCUGACGUCUACAGCUUUGGCGUGCUGCUUCUCGAACUCCUAACUGGAAAGACUCCUUUCCAAGACCUUGUUCAAGAACAUGGUUCGGAUAUUGUCAGGUGGGUCCGGUCAGUCCGAGAAGAAGAGACCGAGUCUGGUGAUGACCCGGCCUCCAGCAAUGAGGCCUCGGAGGAGAAACUAUGGGUACUUUUGAACAUUGCAAUGGCUUGUGUUUCACUUGCACCAGAGCACAGACCCGCGAUGAGGGAGGUGUUGAGGAUGAUCAGAGCGACUCGAGCAGAAGCUCAAGUGUCGUCGAAUAGCAGUGAUCAUUCUCCGGGAAGAUGGUCGGAUACUGUCCAGAGCUUACCACGGGAAGAACAUUUGAGUAUAUGAAUUCUUCAUAAAGUUGGCAUUUCAAAUUUUUUUGCAUAUGAUUUUUUCUUUGGAUUUGAAAUCUUGUUGUUCAACUAGGCAUUGUAGAGUCUAUUGGGGUAAAUUAAGGUCUUCAUUUUUUGUUAAAUGCUUUGUUUUUGUGCCACUUUGAAUUAGUGUGUGUGUGUUUUUUUUUCCUUUUAUUUUGUUGAGUAAUUACACAUUUUUACCCUCUUAA